Messenger RNA from Cydia fagiglandana, 2427 nucleotides. RefSeq names its product exostosin-2 (gene sotv). NCBI's taxonomy places the organism in Eukaryota, Metazoa, Arthropoda, Insecta, Lepidoptera, Tortricidae. The coding region runs from base 139 to 2259 and encodes 706 amino acids. The record is from RefSeq and is a predicted model, not a curated record. Gene Ontology annotation, molecular function: glycosyltransferase activity. Gene Ontology annotation, cellular component: membrane. The transcript has 7 exons.
AAUCAUAAUUUCAGACCACCGAAAGUGGUGCAGCAUUUACAAUUUGCUACUUUUAUGAAUGAGAAUUUAAUCAAUCUUGCCUGUAUAAUGGGUGACAUAAGUAAAUUAUGAAGAUUAAUUCGAUCGCGGCGUUCACAAAUGGCUGCGGAUUCGCUAUUAAAAACGGGGAAACACUCGAAGUAUAUAUCGUAUAGAAAGAUUUUGUACCAUAGGUUUUUCGUUGGGUUGCUGUUGUUUAUAUUGGUGACUUUAGCGAUUACUGUGUUGUUUAAUGCUCUAUCGAGUAGUUCACCGCGGACAGUUGUGCACGAAGCAGUGAAUUUGGACCGUAGUGUUGUGGUGAAGUUACGUCAAGAUGCAGCUACGGCGCAGCCUAGGGAUGCAAACUGCACUUACUGGGAGUGUUUUAACGUGUACCGGUGCGGCAGAGGCGGCCACAAUAAGAUAACAAUAUACAUAUACCCGAGAACGGACUUCCACACGCCAGAGGGUCCUAUAUCAAAGUUUUCUAGAGAAUUUUACGUAAUAUUAGAUACUAUAAGACAUAGUAAAUAUUAUACAGCGAAUCCAGAGGAGGCGUGCUUGCUAAUUCCUAGUAUAGACACUCUAAAUCAACGUAGUUUUUUAAGCAAACAUGUAUCACAGGCUUUCAACAUUCUUCCACAUUGGAACAAUGGAGAAAACCACCUUAUAUUUAACAUGCUGCCUGGAUCAGCACCCAACUAUGAGACUGUCCUCGAUCUCAACACAGGGAAGGCCAUCAUAGCCGGGGCCGGCUUCGACACCUGGUCCUUCCGCUACGGCUUCGACGUGGCCAUCCCAGUCUACAGCCCUCUCGCAGCUCAUAUAGACAGCACACAACCAGACGAUAAGAAAUACUUAAUAUUAUCCACCCAACUAAACAUCCCGAGAGAUUACUUAGCUAUAUUACAGAAUAUAGCAUCGUCAUCGAACGACCUAAUACUUCUAGAUAGAUGUAAAGGCGCAGAUCACAGUAAACGCUGUGAGUACAUAACAGGGAGGAUAUUUAACUACCCAGAAGUAUUAAAAGAUGGGAUGUUUUGUUUAGUAAUACGGAGUGCGAGACUAUCCCAAGCUAUGUUAAUGGAUAUCUUAGCGUCGCAGUGUAUACCUAUUAUAGUGGCUGAUUCUAUUGUGAUGCCUUUUAAUUCGCAUGUGGAUUGGAAUAAAAUAGCAAUAUUCGUACCUGAAGAGAAUUUGAAGAAUGUUUUGAAGAUAGUGCACGCAGUGAGCGAGGAGAGGCGUGGAGAGUUAUAUUGGCAGCAGAGAUGGGUGUUCGAGAGAUACUUCUCGAGUAUACAGAAGAUAACUAUGACUAUGUUGGAGAUUAUUAAUGAGAAGGUGUUCCCGUUGGCAGCUAGGAGUUACGAGGAUUGGAACAUGCCGGAGCAUUUGUACGGUCCCGUGAACCCGCUCUUCCUCCCAGUGACCGCGCCGAAGGGCCCGGGCUUCACCGCGGUCAUACUGACCUACGACCGGGUGGACAGUCUAUUCACACUAGUGCGAAAACUGGUGCGCACACCUAGUCUAGCGAAGAUCCUCGUAGUGUGGAAUAACCAGCGGAAAGCGCCGCCGCCAUCGUCCGAGUGGCCAGUGAUCAACAAGCCGCUGAAGGUGAUAAGGACCAAAGAGAACAAACUGUCCAACCGUUUCUUCCCGUACGACGAGAUCGAGACCGAGUGCCAGCUCACCAUUGACGAUGACAUUGUCAUGUUGACGCCAGAUGAAUUAGAGUUUGGUUUCGACGUGUGGCGUGAGUUUCCCGACCGGAUCGUGGGGUUCCCGUCCCGUCUCCACGUGUGGGACAACGGCACUAACUCCUGGCGAUACCACAGCGAGUGGACCAACCAGAUUUCCAUGGUUCUAACCGGCGCCGCGUUCCACCACAAGAUCUGGUCGUGGUACUAUACGUACCGCAUGCCGGCCGCCGUGCGCGCGUGGGUCGACGACAACUUCAACUGCGAGGACAUCGCGAUGAACUUCCUAGUGGCCAACGUCACUGGCAAGCCGCCUAUUAAGGUAACCCCCCGCAAGAAGUUCAAAUGCCCCGAGUGCACCAACACGGAGAUGCUCUCAGCCGACGCGCGCCACAUGACCCAGCGCUCCGCCUGCAUACAACGCUUCACCCAAAUAUAUGGACACAUGGCAUUAAAAUCCGUGGAAUUCAGAGCCGAUCCCCUUCAGUAUAUGGAGAAUUCCGGUAUACCACAUAUGUAUCCUGAUAUAGGUAUGCUUUAAACCUGGUAAAAAUUCAAAAAUCCUGAAGAUAAGCGCGUGAUGUGUAUACAACGCUUCACGCAAAUACAUGGACACAUGGCCUUAAAGUCUGUGGAGUUUAAGGCCGAUCCACUGCAGUACAUGGAAAAUUCCGGUAUACCAUACAUGUAUCCUGAUAUAGGUAUGCUU